AGUUCAUAAAAAUUAAAUGGCAGAAAUUGAACACAAGAGUGGAGAUGGAAGGUGGUCUCUUAAGGGCAUGAAUGCCCUAGUAACCGGCGGCACCCAAGGCAUAGGGUAUGCCAUAGUGGAGGAAUUGGCGGGUUUUGGGGCGAGCAUCUAUACGUGCACGCUUAAUCAGGAGGAUCUGAAUAAAUGCUUACAAGAAUGGAAAAUUAAGGGAUAUAAAGUAACGGGUUCAGUAUGUGACUUGUCAUCCAGAUCAGAAACCCAACAGCUAAUGGAGAAAGUUUCAGACUAUUUUAAUGGGAAGCUUCAUAUUCUUGUGAAUAAUGCUGCAACAGUUAUUACAAAGAAAAUUACUGAUUUCACUGCGGAGGAUUACUCAGUGAUUAUGAGUACUAAUUUUGAGGCACCCUACCAUUUGUCUCAACUUUCACACCCUCUUCUAAAGGCAACUGGACAGGGAAGCAUUGUGUUUAUCUCUUCUAUUUCUGGGCAUUUUGGGAUGCCUUAUGUUUCUCUCUACUCUGGAUCCAAAGGAGCAAUAAAUAGUGUGACAAAGUGUAUGGCGUGUGAGUGGGCAAAAGAUGGUAUUCGUGUUAAUGCCGUGGCUCCAUGGAUAGUCGACGCUCCACUUAGGGAUGCAGCGCAUCCAGGUUUUAAAGUAGAAGCAGAGAGAGCAGUAGAAAGGACUCCAAUUAGCAGGCAUGGAAAGCCUAAUGAAGUCUCAUCAGUUGUUGCCUUUCUGUGUUUACCAGCUGCUUCUUGGCUCACUGGACAAAUCAUCACUUUGGAUGGGGGCAAAACUGCCCAUGACCUUUAA
Molecule: messenger RNA, 814 nt
Organism: Ipomoea triloba (trilobed morning glory)
Lineage: Eukaryota; Viridiplantae; Streptophyta; Magnoliopsida; Solanales; Convolvulaceae
Product: tropinone reductase homolog
Exons: 5
Coding region: 17-814 (265 amino acids)
Molecular function (GO): oxidoreductase activity
Source: RefSeq, a predicted model, not a curated record